AUGAUAAGCGUCGCGCUCAUGAGCGUCGUCGUCGAGGGGCUCUUCAUCCUCUACGUCUUCUUCGACCUGGUUAUCCGCGGCGGCCGGCUGCGCCGCUUUCUCUGGAAGCUCGGCCUGUGGCUGCUUUUAAUGAUGCCCGGCGUCGCCAUGCUCAACUUUGACUUUACGUCGCAGGUGCAGGUCGACGUGAGCAUGUCCAUCAUCCUAUCCACCUUUGUGAGCGCCAGCAUCUGGAUCGUCAUGUUCGACCCGGACAUUUCGCGGACCGUCACGCUGGUCCAGUUUGGCACCCUCGCCGCAUCGUGCGUCAUCACCGCGCUGACCAUUCUCGGCGGCCGCGGCGACGGCGGCUGGGACGAGAAGCUGGCGUUUAUGCUGCGCGUGCCCGGCAUCGUCGGCGCCUUUUUCGUGCGCUUGCCCUGGGACGGCCCGCGCAUCGCGAGGGGCCUCUGCUGGACGCUAAUUUGGCUCUGGGCCUCGCGCAUCGAUGCAGACGAAUACUAUCCGCCGGACAAUCUACAGUGGCUGAAGCGCACCUUGCAAGUCAAUGGAACCGUCUUGGAACUCGACCGAGCAAGAUAG
Beauveria bassiana ARSEF 2860 is the source of this 582-nucleotide messenger RNA. RefSeq lists its product as uncharacterized. The record is from RefSeq and is a predicted model, not a curated record. NCBI's taxonomy places the organism in Eukaryota, Fungi, Ascomycota, Sordariomycetes, Hypocreales, Cordycipitaceae. The transcript has a single exon. The coding region runs from base 1 to 582 and encodes 193 amino acids.